AUGCAGUACGUCGGCCGCCUCGUCUCCUCGGUCUACAACACCAUCACACCCAACAUCAACCCCGCAACCCUCAGCGGCGCAAUCGACGUCAUCGUCGUAGAGAAAAGGGUCGACGUCGACGAGGAGGUCGAGGUAGACGCCGCAGGCAACGAACUAUCCCCAGACGAGCUCCACAAGCGCGACCGAGAUGCUACCGCCGCCGCCGCCGCCGCCACCACCUCCUCUGCUGCGCCCGAGCAGCCGCGCCGCACCAAAAAGGUCAAGCGCCAGCGCCUCGAGUACGCCAGCACCCCCUUCCACGUCCGCUUUGGCAAGAUGAGCGUCCUCCGCCCCGCAGAGAGAAAGGUCACCCUCCACCUCAACAACAGCCCGGACCCGCUCCCCUUUGCCAUGAAGGUCGCAGACUCGGGCGAGGCCUUCUUUGUCCUCGAAAUCGACGACAACGACGAGCGAGACAGGAUCCCAGACGACCUCGUCACCAGCCCCAUCCUCAGCGCAUCCGCAAGCCCAAUCACCUCGCCCGACCUCGCCGCUUCGCAGCCACCGGACGGCGACGACCAGCAGCAGUUUGUCCCGGCUUCAUCGGCAGCUGGCGGCAGCGCUACCACAAAGACAUCAGAGGUGGAGCCGCUCGACCUCGGCGAGUCGAGAGUCGCCGAGAGCAGCGGCGGCAUCGACCUCGACGAGCCCGACAUCGACGCACGCAGCGCCACCACCGUCCGCUCCGGCACCACCGCAGAGACGUCGAUCACGACGCCCAGCAUGGGCCGCACAUCGUCCGGCGAUGCCGCAGCGGGCCCCUCUACCAGGUCGCCCAAGUCCGACGUCGAGCGCGAGACCGACGAGGCGAACGACGCUGGCGACCUCGACGUGCCCGGCGACUCGAGUCGCACCGGUUCGGGCCCCGCGGGCUCGUCCAGCCUCCUCGACAAGGUCGGCACCGCCGCGUCCAAGGCCAGUGGCGCCCUCGGUGCUGCUGGCCGCGCUGCCGUCGGAGCCGGCACACGCGGCAACGCCAAGCUCGAAAACGUCGCACGCAAGGCGCAGCGGGCCGACGGCGGCAACGGAGCCGACAGCGCCGGCGUCGACGACGGUCAAGAGGGCCACGACUACGAGCCAGAGCGGGGAGGACCGGCGGGCAAGCGGCGCCAGCAGGACCGCGAGCAGGUGCGGGACGACGAGGCGCCCCGGUCCGAGGCCGAGAGGCUCGAGCAGCAGCUCAAGGACCGCGCCACGGGCGUCAUCCGCGCCGAGGUCGAGGCCUGGGAGCCGGCCACCGUCGACGGCAACACCUCGGCCGAAUCCCAGCGCGGCCUGGACCGCGAAGCUGCCGAGGCCGAGGAGCACUACCCGGAGCCCUUUGGCAGCACCACGGCGCCGAGGCCCUCGGCCGCCGCCCUCGCCGAUAAGACCCGCAAGGACUUUGAGGGCGCAGCAGCGGCGCGCGCAGAGCGCUCCACGCAGGUCGAGACAUACCCCGUCGCCACCUCCCGGCACUCGGAGUACCUCGGCGGCCGCAAGCUCCAGGCGGUGCCUGGAGUCGACGCCGAUCACCCGAUCGAUCCGGCCAUGGUCGAUGCGAGCCUCCUCAAAGCGCGCCAGCGCGAGUCCAAGUCGCAACAGGGCCAGCAGCGCGGCCACGGUGGCCGGGACGACGACGGCGAUGAGACGGCCGUGGACGAUGUCGACGACGACGGGGAUGUGGACCGAGUACGCGCCUCAAAGGAGCGCAAGGAAGACGUCCAGUACAUGCUCGAUAUGGACGGCUACAAGAUGACGGCCGACGGCGAGGAUCUCGCGUUCCAGGAGGGCAACCGGCUCGCCGACGAGAUGCCGCUCGGUCGCCGGCACGGCGGCAACGGCAGGCAUGGGCACUCGGACAAGCUCAACGGCCCGGGCCACAAGCACAAGGUGUCGCUGCCGACCACGUCGACGGCGUCGCUGCGGCGCAGGUCGGCGUCCAAGUCGCACCGGCCCAGCAUCUCGAUGGACUACCGGAAGCAGAAGGCGAUCAAGACGAGGGACCGUAGCGGCACGCUGGGAGCGCUCGACCUCGACCUCGACGAUUCGGAUGAUGACGACGACGACGACGACGGCACGCUUGACCUGGCGCCCUCUAGAAGCGGAAGGCGUGGCCAGGACCCGAGCGCCAAGCUCACUGGCACCUCGCACGAGCAGGACGAGCUCUCGCUUACUCGAGACCUGGCGCGUCUGGCGAGGAUGAAUCGCGCCUCCGACAGCAGCGGGCCCAGGCUCGGCGCUGGUGCCGGUGCUGACGCUGGCUCGUCGACCAGCCGACCGGGGCGGUCGCAAGCCCUUCACCCCGUCGACAAGCCGUCGCAGCACCGCCGUCAUGCCUCGCUGUCGUACGGCCGCUCGCCAUCGGGCCGUUCGAGCCCCGCCCUCGCCGGCAACAGGACGCGCGGCGUGCCGAGGCGAGCUGGUCGGCCCGGCCACUUCCAGGAGUUUUCGCUGAGCGACACCGAGGCCGAGGUGCCCAACGCCAAGAGCACGUCCGGGCGAAACUCGCUCGCCAGCUCGACCGAAUCGAUCAAGGGCGCCGAUGGUCGCCUGUCGCGCCUGACGCCUGCGCUGCGCGACCUCAAGAUGCCGGGCGACGAGACGCCGCCGCAGGUGGUCCUCGACGACACGGCCACCGCCCACCUGGGCCACUCGAGCAACUUGAGCUGGCAGUGGGGCGAGCUAGCGCCGCGCACCUCGGCGGCCGGCAAGUUCAACGCCGGCCCGCCCUCUGGCUAUCGGCGGACGCGCUUCGCCAGCACCGACGCUUACGAGGCCCGCGGGCACUCGGCCGAGGUCGCCCAGGCGCUCGGACGGUACAGCCAGGACGACUCGGCGCUGACGGGCAAGCUGACCAGCUCGGACUGGGAGCCCUACGUCUUCCGCCUGGAGCUCGAGGACGCCUCGCACACGUUUGAGCUGAGCCUGUGCUACAAGGAGGGCUUUGGCGGCAACGGCGAGGGCGACUACUACGACUUUGAGGAGAACCGCGUGUCGUUCCAGCGCUUCGUCGACGACGAGGACGUGGUCAACGACGAGCGGCUCGUGGUGCGGUACAACGACCGGUUCCUCACCUGGGAAAACGCCUCGACCGUCCUGGCCACGCUCUCGCUGUACCGCAAGACGCUCUCCCCUGCCGCCUCGGGCGGCCAGGACGCUGCCCAGGGCAAGGGCGACGGCGGCCAGUCGAGGACGUCCAAGGCGAGCUACUGGUCGCGCUGGUGGAGCCGAAGCGCCAAGAGCAUCCCGGACCUCAAAGAGGCGAGCGCCGAGCAGCAGCAGCAGCAGCAGCAAGAGCGAGACGUGAGCGAGGCAAAGGCGCGGGCGGCCAGGGAGGCGUCGGCGCCCCCGGCCGGUGGCCUGCUCCCGGCGCCCGACCGACCCAUCGAGCGCUCGGCGACGGACUCUAUCCUCGACCAGCGCCACCUGGUCGCCACCCCGGACAGCACCGAGGCCGACAAGAACCUCGACGGGGCGCUCGCCGGCCGGUCGUCCAAGGCCGCGGCGGGCGCGGCCAAAAAAACGAGCAACAAGACGUAUGCCAAGACGCUGCGCUUGACGUCGGACCAGCUCAAGUCGCUCAACCUGCGCAAGGGCGCCAACACCAUCACCUUCUCCGUCACGUCGUCGUACUCGGGCGUCGCCACGUGCACGGCGCGCAUCUUUCUGUGGGAGAGCUCGCACAAGAUUGUCGUGUCGGACAUUGACGGGACCAUCACCAAGUCCGACGCCCUCGGCCACGUCUUCACCAUGAUUGGCCGCGACUGGACCCACAUUGGCGUCGCCAAGCUCUACACCGACAUUGCCCGCAACGGCUACCGCAUCAUGUACCUCACCUCGCGGGCCAUUGGCCAGGCCGACACGACGCGCGACUACCUCAAGGGCGUCAAGCAGAACAACUACGUGCUGCCCGACGGGCCCGUCAUCAUGUCGCCCGACCGCCUCAUGGCCAGCUUGCACCGCGAAGUCAUCCUGCGCAAGCCCGAGGUGUUCAAGAUGGCGUGCCUGCGCGACAUUGCGCGGCUGUUUGGCGCCGACCCGAGGACGGCCCAGGCGCAGCCGGGCGGCAACCUGGCCAAUGCCAAGGGCGGCGACGGCGAUGGCGAUGGCCAUAAUGGGCAGGACAGCAACGCCGCCACCGCCACCGCCACCGCCGCUGCUGCCGAUGGCCAGGAUCGAGGCGAAGGCAGGGACGGCACAAAGGAGGAGCAGCAGCGCGCCAAGGCCGAGCACGCCACGCCCUUCUACGCCGGCUUUGGCAACCGCAUCACCGACGCGCUGAGCUACCGCAGCGUCAACAUCCCCAGCUCGCGCAUCUUUACCAUCGACUCCAACGGCGAGGUCAAGAUGGAGCUGCUCGAGCUGGCCGGCUACAAGUCGUCGUACAUCCACAUGACGGACCUCGUCGACCAGAUGUUUCCGCCCAUCACGGCCAAGGAGGAAAAGGAGCCGCGGCGGCCCGAGUUCAACGACUUCAACUACUGGCGGCCCGACAUUGUCGACGUCGAGCUGCCGCCCGACGAGGAGCUGCUGGCGCCCGCGCUCGAGCCCGUGUCGCCGGCGCUGUCGGCGCGGUCGGGCAAGAGCGUGCGCAGCCUCCGCAGCGUCCGCAGCGCCACGUCCGACGGGGGCUCGGGCGGCCUCAAGGAUGCGGCAUCCCUCGGACUGAGCCGCAAAGGGUCAGCCUCGACGAUCCCCGCCGACGGCAGCAGUGGCGGCGGCGCAGGCUCGCACGGUGCGGUGCGGCACUCGUCGGUGGGGCCUGGCGUCACUGCCGAGCAGGCCGACCUGGAAGAGGCGCAGCGUCGAGAGCAGCGCGCGCGGUCGGCGUCGCCCGAGCUCGAGUCGUCGGCGUCGUCGCCGCCGUCAUCGUCGUCGUACGGGGGUGGCGUGACGUCGUGGACGGCGCCCUGGCGGCGUCGCGGUGCGUCGCCCGAGCCGGGGCGGGCCACGUCGCCGCUGGUGGGAGCGUCGAUUGUCGCCGAGCCCGAGAGCGAGGACGAGGGGCAGGAGCGCUUCUACGACUCCGAGGGCGACGACGACGACGUGUCGUCGUUUGAAGGGCGCGGGCUGGGCGAGGGCGGGAGCGAGGACGAGGGCGAGGAGCUUGAGUUUGGCCGGCCGGCGCAGGUCGAGGGCCGAGGUGGCCAAGGCGACACGGGCCGCGGCGUGCGGGACGGAGACGAGGGCGAGGGCGAGGGUGAUGAAGACGAGGACGAGGACGAGGAGUUUGACGAUCCGGCCCAGGACGACGACGACGAUGACGACGAUGACCCGCUCUUGGCGACGGGCGAGAUCCGGUUCGAGUGGCGUGGUUAG
Messenger RNA from Pseudozyma flocculosa PF-1, 5340 nucleotides. RefSeq lists its product as uncharacterized. Gene Ontology annotation, cellular component: nucleus. The record is from RefSeq and is a predicted model, not a curated record. The transcript is spliced from 4 exons. Gene Ontology annotation, biological process: fatty acid catabolic process; triglyceride biosynthetic process. Gene Ontology annotation, molecular function: phosphatidate phosphatase activity. Lineage: Eukaryota; Fungi; Basidiomycota; Ustilaginomycetes; Ustilaginales; Ustilaginaceae. The coding region runs from base 1 to 5340 and encodes 1779 amino acids.